UCUCUCUGCUUUUCUAAGAGUGAAGACAGUAGAGUAAUUAGUUCACCAUGGGAAGAGCUCCAUGUUGUGACAAAGCUAAUGUCAAGAGAGGGCAGUGGUCUCCUGAGGAAGAUGAAGCUCUCAAAACUUACCUUGAGUCCCAUGGAACUGGUGGCAGCUGGAUUCAUCUGCCUCAGAAAGCUGGCCUUAGGAGAUGUGGGAAGAGCUGCCGUUUAAGGUGGUUGAAUUAUCUCAGGCCAGACAUCAAACAUGGACACUUCACUGAAGAGGAGGACAAUGUUAUCUGUAACCUCUACACCCAAAUGGGAAGCCGAUGGUCAUACAUAGCUACUCAAAUGCCUGGAAGAACAGACAAUGAUGUGAAGAACUAUUGGAAUACCAAACUGAAGAAGAGGUAUUUUCUGCCUGCAAAACCAAGUCUUACAGCAAAUGAGAGCAAACACCCAAAUGCCUCACACACACUGCCUUGUGUUCCAAAACUUGAAACCAAUGUUGAGUUUAAAACCCAAAUUCCUCAGACAUUGUUGUUAUCUGAUUCUAAUUCUGGAUUGGAGGCAUAUGAUCAAAGCUUGAGCUUAAACCCAAAUCCAUCAUACAACUCCAAGGUCAUGGGUUAUUCACAAUUUGGUGCAACUUCUGUCUCAAUGUCUCAAGAUGGUUCAAGUAUUUCAGAUUCUUCUUCAAUUGCUGCAGUUGACAAUGGUUUACCACAUGGAAAUAGCAUCAUGGAUGAGGACGCAGCCGGGAUAUCAAUGGAUUUUGGAUUUGGAGGAUUGCCUUAUGAUGUUGUCAAUCAGAUGUGGUUUGGAGAAAAAGCCAAUGAAAUGGUUCCCCCAACUUGCUCCACAAGUUUGGACUUUGGAUGGUGAUUUCUUUUUCUGCUGAAUCAAAAUGGUUAUCUUCAACCAAUAUUUGAUUGUGAAAAAAAUAUGGAGUAAACUAAUCAGCUAGCUAAGGACUUGUUUAACCUUUUAUUUUAUUUAGUUUUCUUUCAUUCUGUUGACCAUAAUGUAAAUCAGAUUUCCAUGAAUGACUAGUACUAAUGUGACUAUGUUUACAA
Messenger RNA from Argentina anserina (silverweed cinquefoil), 1060 nucleotides. Its product is annotated as transcription factor RAX3-like. The coding region runs from base 48 to 869 and encodes 273 amino acids. NCBI's taxonomy places the organism in Eukaryota, Viridiplantae, Streptophyta, Magnoliopsida, Rosales, Rosaceae. The transcript has 3 exons. The record is from RefSeq and is a predicted model, not a curated record.